Molecule: messenger RNA, 384 nt
Organism: Rotaria sp. Silwood1
Lineage: Eukaryota; Metazoa; Rotifera; Eurotatoria; Philodinida; Philodinidae
Source: the annotation of a GenBank genome assembly
AUGAUGGGUUAUGAAAAGACAUAUUCACCAUUGAAAAUAGAUGAAUACAAAGUCAAAUCAAUGCCCAGUCACCUCGUUGCUCUACUCAAUCACUUCAAUGUAAACAAAGUCAUUGUCGUCGGACACGAUUGGGGAGCUCGAGUAGCAAAUCGAUUCGUAUUAUAUCAUCCUAAGCGAACUGUGGGUCUUGUGAUGAUUAAUGAUGGUUAUAGCGCACCAGCAAUCUUUGAUCUUGAUCAAGCCCUCGAAAAUUCGAAGAAAAGUUUUGGUUAUAAAACACUGGGCUAUUGGAAAGUUUUUGUGUCUGAUGAUGCAGCUUCAAUGCUUGAAAACAAUUUGGAAAGCUUCAUCGAUCUUACUUUCGCAAAUGAUCCUCUACUCUGA